Pangasianodon hypophthalmus (striped catfish) is the source of this 3994-nucleotide messenger RNA. Its product is annotated as C-C chemokine receptor type 5-like. The record is from RefSeq and is a predicted model, not a curated record. Gene Ontology annotation, biological process: chemotaxis; immune response; G protein-coupled receptor signaling pathway. Lineage: Eukaryota; Metazoa; Chordata; Actinopteri; Siluriformes; Pangasiidae. Gene Ontology annotation, molecular function: chemokine receptor activity. The coding region runs from base 823 to 1896 and encodes 357 amino acids. The transcript has 2 exons. Gene Ontology annotation, cellular component: membrane.
CUUGGGUUGCUUUUGCGGUAUGUUUGGGUCAUUAUCCAUCUGUACUGUGAAGUGCCGCCCUAUCAGGUUUGCAUUUGACUGAAUCUGACCAAAAGGUAUAGCUCUAUCCACUUCAGAAUUCAUCCACCUACUUCUGUCAGCAGUCGCAUCAUCAACACCAGUGACCCAUUUCCAUUGGCAGCCAUACAUGCCCAUGCCAUAGCACUCCCUCCACAUUUUUGACAGAUGAUGUGGUAUGCUUUGGAUCAUGAACUCUUUCUUUCAUUCUGGUACAACUUGCAUCAGAACUGAUUUGUCAUGAAAUAACGAGGAAACAGGCCACACCUUGCCAUGAAACUGCUUAUCAGUCAAUUGUCCAAUUACUUUUGAGCCUGUGAAAAUGGAGGAACUCUGUAAAAAAUGCCUGUCAUUCCUACACUGUUAAUGCAAUGCUUUUGUUAAACCCCUUGAAUUAAAGCUGAAAGUCUACACUUCAAUCACAUCUUGAUUGCUUUAUUUCAAAAUAAUUAAGAAAAUUGUGUCAGUCUCCAAAUACUUAUGGACUUGACUGUAUGCGUUACCAUUUGACCAUAAUACAUAUUGUCACAACAGUUUAACAACAAUUAAGAUUGUACAGUUCUUAUUUAUGGUACGUACAUAGGUUUAUAAAUGUUUUGGAUUUGCAUGUUUCUGUUUUGUUGUUACAUAGACGAAAAUAAAUUUUCUGGCAACAAGACAAAGCCCCACCUUAUGAAGCUUCUCUUGUAGCACAGUUCCUUGUUAUAUGCCAGCAUACACAGGCUGCUUUUGCUAUCAUUCUUGGGCUGAGGAGACCCAGUCACGAUGUACCACAACAUGACAACUAAGGACUAUUCUGCUUACUACAACCUCACAAAUAAUGAUUUCUUAGUCUGUAACAACACCAAAGUAAUGGCCUUCAGCCGAGUCUUCCUCCCUUCCCUCUACAGCAUCGUCUUCAUCGUGGGAUUCAUUGGCAAUGGCCUGGUGUUGUGUGUCCUGGUCAAGUAUCACAAAAAUUUGAACAUAUCAGAUCUGUGCCUCUUCAACCUGGCACUUUCUGACCUCCUCUUCCUUAUCUCAUUGCCUUUCUGGGCCCACUACGCUGCCAACACUGAAUGGACCUUCGGGGGCUUCAUGUGUCAUGCAGUGACAGCGCUCUACAUGCUGGGAUUCUAUGGAAGUAUCUUCUUCAUGAUCCUCAUGACCAUUGAGCGCUACACUGUCAUUGUCCACACCUAUACCUCCCUCUUCUCCAAGCACCGGUCUGUCAGAGCUAGUAUAGCCCUGGCUUUGUUUAUGUGGGCACUUAGCUUGGGAGCUUCUCUGCCAACCAUCAUUUUCUCCCAAGAAAAAAAUGAAUCAUAUGUAUGGACAUGCAAAGUGGAAAAUUCUAAAGAGACAGUGUGGAUGUCAUUCUCUUACAUUGAGCUGAACAUCCUUGGUUUGAUCAUUCCUCUCUCAGUGAUGGUGUUCUGCUACUCACGCAUCAUCCCCAUCUUAAUGACCGUAAAGUCUCAGAAGAAACACAAAGCUGUCAGGCUCAUGCUGGUCUUGGUCACUGUUUUCUUCCUCUUCUGGACCCCCUACAACAUCGUCAUUUUCAUGAAGUUAAUGCAUCACUUGGGCUACAUGGCCAGCUGUCAGUGGGAUCAGAACCUGCACAUGGCUAUGCAGUGGGUGGAAACCAUAGCGUUCAGUCACUGCUGCCUCAACCCCAUAAUCUACGCCUUUGUAGGGCAGAAAUUCAGGAAUUUAUUUCUAAAGAUCCUGAAAGAGUGGUUUCCUGUUUGCUUUGGUCAGUGCACAACAAAUGAAAGUGAGUUCCCAGAGAGGAGGUCCAUUAAGUACUCACGCUCCUCAGUGAUUUCCACCACAAAAACAAAAUCAAAACUGUAGUCAUUAUCGCUUUAAUCCACUUAUCUACUAAUCUGCUAUUUAAUCUACUAUUAAAUCUUAUUAUGUCUCUUUUGUAUUUCACUUGUCAUACUGUUUGGACAGUGUAACCAAUGUGAAGUAAAAUUACUUUCACUACUUUUACUUACUGUUGAUUAUUUUCUGAUAUUGUUAAUGCUCUCUACAUCUUGCCAGUAAAUCAGCUUGUACAUUUCUUUAGGGUGUGGUCAGUUUUGCACAUUGUUUUACAUACAAGUUUAGUCUCAACAGACAAACAAUCAAAUAGUUUACCCAAUGUCAGAGAAGGAAGUCACUUACUGAAUAUAUUUAAUUAUUAGAGGAUUGGAUGGCUUAGAACGAGUAGACACAUUUUUGUUUUGUUUUUUUUAAGAAAAAUCUUAUAUGGGUGAUAGCAUCUGCAUGUCCUUUGUGAUAAAACUUAAACUAAAUAGGCAUGUAUUAACAAGUGAUGAAUGAUUGUCUAGGUUGGAACAUUUGGCAUAUGCACAGUGUGGCUUUCACAAUAACAGUCUAUGUAAACAGCCUGCACAGUUGCACUCUUUGGUUUAUUUCUUUUUUUUCCCUGCAGGCUCCCACUGAAAGCAGUAUGUAAGCAACCAUAGCAAAGUUUCCAAAGAUAAAUAAAUAAAUAAAUAAAUAAAUAAAUAAAUAAAUUUGUCUAAAGCAUCCAUCAUUCUGUGACUGCUGGAAGGGAUUACAAAUGUUUGUAUUUGAAAUGUUGGUUAAAAUGACACACAACUACAGGCCCUUCACAAGCUGUGGAAAAUUUUCUGGUGCAGUCAUGGUCCAGAAAUAAAAUGUGCAGACUCUUGUAUGUGUUACAAGAGAAGAUACAUUUUUUAUUCAGUGGGUUGUGCUGUGAAUUCUGGCCAAGAAUGGUCAACGUCACUGUCUCGGAAUACGGAAACAACUGAGGCUAUACAUUAUCAUGUCUUUGCUUCAGGUGAGCAGAUAUUCUUUGCCUACAGCUGUCCAAACAAAAAUGGGCAUGUUAAAAAAGUUGGCAGACAGACAGAGCAGAACUGGUUAUGGAGAGAAGCUUUGCUAACUGAUGUCUUUGUAAGACUGGGGUAACAUGUGAGACUGUGAGUAUGUUAUGCAGAUAUUAUGUUGAUCAUAUUUUACUUUUAGAAAUACUGUAAUGCUUCAACUUAGAGCGAGAAUCCUUUAUACCAUGCAUGCUAACCAUAUAUUUACUGUAUAUAUUAAUGUGCUUAUAUUAAUGAUCAUAUUAUAGUAUUUCAUAUAUAUUUGACAGUGAUAUGCCACACAAACCCUGUGAGUGUGAUUAUAUUAAUAAAUAUACUUAGUAGUAUGGCUGAAAGUUAUUUACUUAGAGAAUGUGGCUAAAUUGAAGCUCCAUUGCGUCAUGUUCUUUGUGGGCUUUCCAUCUUAAAGUUAAGGGAGUGUUGUUCAGUGUUGUUCAUAUUUCAUUACAUUUCUCUACCAUACUACAACUUCCAGAUGGCAGAAAUGGAACUAGAUAAAGGGAGAAUUAUGUCAGUGAGAAACUCAAAUCUUUUUUAGUUCCACUGUUUAAAUAAAAAUAAAAAUACAAGAUUUCCAGAAUAUGAUCACUCAAGUUUCGACCCUGGCUUUAGUUGUAAUGCUGUGUCUUGCAACCCUGAUCACCAGAAAAUUCAUUUUAACUAUAUGCAUAUAACUUAUUUUAACCCGUCUUAAACUCUACAGCAUGAAGGCUAUACAUGAUCCCUUAUGUAAACUGUGUCAAAGCAAAGUACCAGGUACCUUUCUUCUGAUAUGAUUUGGUACUGCCCUCCUGUUGCUCAGUGUUACGUUCUGGGGUAUGUCCACGUGUUUUUGUGUUUUGUUCUCUCCCCUUUUCUCUCGCCCUCCCUCUCUUUCUCUCUCUCUGCAGCACUGCGUCAUUGGAUAAUGUUCCUGUCUGUCUCGAUUACCUCCGCUGAUGUCAUCGGCCGUGACAACCAAUCCACCUCUGACCCCGCCUAUUUAAAACCCGCAGCCAUUCAUUCAUGCGGAAGUUGUUGUUCUGGUUGUUAAAACUAAAACUCUAUUGUACCUCUGUUUUUCUGUGUUCUAGUUACGCUGCCUUACGGAG